This is a messenger RNA of Chara braunii, 2990 nucleotides long. Lineage: Eukaryota; Viridiplantae; Streptophyta; Charophyceae; Charales; Characeae. The record is from the annotation of a GenBank genome assembly.
UCGAUAGCGCACGGCCGAUGUUUGAAACGGGAGUGCGAAGCCGAAGAGGUGCAGGCGCGCAAAUUCAACGUGUGAAGCGGGUUUGCCUGCUGCGGCCAUGAUCGUCUACUGUGUCGGCGCCAUGCGGCUUGGCCUCCAGUCAGAAGAUUGCGGGACUUGCACGAGGACAUAGUACUACGCGAGCUCGCUGAGCUCUCCUUCGAGAGAACCGGACGGCUUCUUACGCUAUCCUUGACGCCUGAAGAGGGAACGUGUACGUGGGGAGCUGGACCGACGGACGAAGUCAACAAUCACCGAGGGAAAGAGCUGGGCGCGGAUAUCUUGCCUGCCUUGUGCGCCAUCCGCGCCUCCACUGGCCCAUAGCCGUUCUCCCUCAUUUACUGCGCCACUUGAGAGGAUUUGCGGUUUCAUUGGCUUUCAGCAGCUGUGCUGACUAGGAAUUGCUAAUUGACCAGGCUGGCCAUGGCGAUGGCGAUGGCAAGCGCCGCGAGCUAUGGUGUCACAUAUGCGGGGACGAAGGUGGUGGCUCGCUCGGCGCUCUCCGGCUCCUCCAAGGCUUCCUCUUCGUCCUCCACUGACUCCCGGUCCGGUGGAGGAGCGGCAGUGGUUUCGCGACCCGCUGUGGGUUCUGAGGCUGGCUGGACAAGUGGGUCGGCCCGGGGAUGGGAGCAGAUACCGACGCCUCCGCGAAGCGGCGGCUGCAAAUCGUUGACUCCAGGAUCUUCCUUCUUAUCGCCCGAUGGGCGUCGCGGGGAUGUGGGCUGCGGCUAUGUGGAUCGCAACGGCCGGGGUCUCGAUCUCGCCUUUACGGGAAGGGAGGAUGAGGAGGUGGUGGGGAUUAACAACAACCCGAGCAAGAAGUCGGAGGUUGGGAGACUUGUCGGGAUCCCGCGUGCCAGGGCAGGGAACUCUGGCGGUAGGCUUAAUCCCUUCCGCUUUCUCAAUUGGUUGCGCUCCAAGAGGGGUGGGAAGGAGCAGGAGGAGCGCGCUUCAGCAACCGACACGACGACGAAGCCUGGUCAACAUAAUGUGUAUUACACGGUCAAACCUGGAGACACGUUGGAGAGUGUUGCAAGGCAAUUCGAUACUCGGCCGCAGUUUUUAAUAGAGGCGAACGACAUUUUGAAUCCGACCAACUUGUCGCCCGGGCAGGUACUGUGGAUCCCACACGUGUACAUAGUGAGGGCGGGUGACACGCUGUCCGCGAUCGCGCACAAGCUCGGCGUACCAAUGUCCCGGCUGCAGGAGGUGAACGGGAUCGACAAUCCCGACUACAUCUUCCAGGAGGAUGCUCUGGUCAUACCUCCUCCUACAGGAGGGGACCGCGGUGGUGAGGGAGCGCAGAGUGAGGGACAAGAAAGAUCGUCUUCCGGAGUGCAGGGUGGGCGAGGAGGGUCAUCUUCCGGAGGGGAGGGUGGGGAGGGUGGACGUGGAGGACGCUCAUGGUUCUCAUCGUGAUCGAAAGGCUAACAGGAGCAGCCCGGAGCGAGCGAGCGAGCGAGCGAGAGAGAGAGAGAGAGAGAGAGAGAGAGAGAGAGAGAGAGAGAGAGAGAGCGAGAGAGAGAGAGAGAGAGAGAGCGAGAGAGAGAGAGAGACAGACACAGAGAGAGAGAGAGAGAGAAAGAGAGAGAGAGAGAGAUUCAAACAGUUGUAAAGUAACUUCGUCUGGUGUGAACAGGAACAGGUUGUCUGUCCGAUGUCGCGUUGUCUGUCUGGGCAUAUGUCGCACACCACCAAUGUCGAGACAAAGUAGUUGACAGCAGUUAUACACGGUCAAAUAGAAUACAUGGUGGAAGUCCUUUUCUAUUUCUGAAAGGGCGACGCCGCGACGGCCUUUGGAUAUCGUCAUAAAUUCAUAAUUGAACUGAUCGGCCCCAGGUCGUUCAGAAUGACCAGGGCAUCCUCCUGGGGCCCGAUCAGUUCAAUUAUGAUAUCGGCCCCAGGCCAUUUUGGUGGUUUUAGAUUGGGAGUUACGUCUGCAUUUCAACAGGUCAUUGGUGUGUCCACGUCGAAUGAGGACUUUUGGGAGUUACGUCUGCAUUUCAACAGGUUAUUGGUGUGUCCACGUCGAAUGAGGACUUUUCGUGCUGCCAGUCUGGCUCAUUAAGGGCGAUGACUAUGGAUAUCGUCGUCAAUUCGUCCGCCUUCGUGACUGUGAGCAGGUGAAGAAUUUCUUGUGAUUGACACAGAAAGGCAAUUUCGUGUGGGAUCGCGUAGAUCUAGGUGACAAAUUCUGUAUGGAUUGCGCGAGAUCUAACGUAACGGAACGGCAGUUUUCCUGUCUGCGGCUUGUCAUGAUGAUGAAGAAGAUGUGAAAUGGCAUUGCAUUUUGAUAGGACGGAAGUGCAUGAUGACGAGGCUUGUCGGUGGUUUCAAGUACGCGGGGCUACACCGCGGCAUGUGUGAACGUUGGUGGCGCAUAGUGUUGUCCCAGGAGUAGAGGGAGGAAUGCUGUACACACAUCAGGAGGACUUUUUUACGAAAUGUGUCAGUCGUGGAGGGAUAGUGUUCCAGAAAGAGGCGACCGUCUUCACCCGAAUAGAACGCACGGGUAUCAUCGCCUUGCCCCUUUCGGACAGCACGUACCGUCGUACCAGGCGUCAGUCAAAUAGAACGGGCGAUUUUUAUCACCGAUUCACCGUAUCUAGUCACAAAGUUAACCCGAAAACCAGCUUAUGUACCGAGUCUCCUGUUUGGGGGAAGAUGGUAGUACGUCUGCGGGGUGUAGCUGUCCGUCGUCGACUAAAGCAAGGGGGGCGGGGAAGGUGAUGUGGAAAGCACGUGUAGUGUAGGAGGAGCAGAUCGUGAUGGAGGAAGAUCAAUAGCACGUCGUCAACGUUUAUUUGAGGGUAGCGCGAGGGUGGUAGUGAAAUUGCAGGGUGGCAUUGACAUUAGGUCAAUUCAGGUGCAAGGGGAAUAUGACAAUAGCGGAAAAACAUGUGCAGGGAGCGGCAUGACAAGUUGACAACAAAUAAAUCUCUAUGAGAAUU